Molecule: messenger RNA, 1334 nt
Organism: Drosophila innubila
Lineage: Eukaryota; Metazoa; Arthropoda; Insecta; Diptera; Drosophilidae
Exons: 4
Coding region: 77-1333 (418 amino acids)
Source: RefSeq, a predicted model, not a curated record
CCCAAAAAAACCAACAGUUCACCGGCGAUACUCGAGGCAAUCGGAUAGUAAAAGUUAUUAAAAACGAUUUUUCAGAAUGCAGGAUUAUAAAAGGUGCAUUUUUAUAGUCGCGAUUAUCGCAAUCAUUCUGCAAAGCUCAGUACUUGCAAGUUUACAAUGCAGCUCGGAUUCUGGCGUUGUUAGCUGCCCAGAAAGCGUUACGAAAUGUUUUAUUAGCAGAGCGUCUGAUGGCAGGUUGACACGUGGAUGUGCUGAUAAUUUGUGUCAACCGCCAGUCUGUUUAACGUGUGGUGAGAACAAUUGCAACUCUGCUCUGAUGUGCAGACAAUGCGAUGAGUCGGAUCCGAAAUGUUCCACAACCGAAGCAACAGACGAUAAGUACAAUCACCUCUGUAAUCCGAAUGAAUUGUGUCUAGUCGAACUUUCUGCAAAUGGAAAGGUGAAGCGUGGAUGCGGCGUUGCUUGUGGCACUGGAAAAACAAACUGCCAAACUUGCAAGAAGGACAAUUGUAAUGAGGGCAUAUAUCCAGCUGAACGAAAGUUGUGCCACCAGUGCUCGGGUGCAACGUGCAACAAUGUGAAUGAUAAUAUUGCGAGUCCAUGUGAAGUCUACAAGAAUGAUCAGAAAUGUUACACAAUUGGAAGUGAUGAUAAGACCAUGCAACGUGGUUGCACCACGGAUGCAAAUGCCAAGUGUCCGUGGCCUUCCACUAAUACCAAUUGUGCAUUUUGUGAUCAUAAUGGUUGCAAUAAUCGAAUAUUUGAGAGUGUCCUGGGCAGUUGCAUCAAAUGCAGCGAUGCUGAAACUUGCCCCCAAAGUCAGCAGGCGGACAAGGCCAAAGACUGUACCGCCAAUUACACACAGACUGAAGACAGUUGCUACCACCAAUUGAAAGCCAAUGGAAUUGUGAGUCGCGGUUGCAUCAAUGAACUAAAAGACACAAAAUGCCUUGAAGAAGAGAACUGUGUAGAGUGCAAGGGAACGGCUUGCAACGUGGCAGCUGCCACAUUCUCCUGCCUCAACUGUCGCAGUGACAGCACUGCCUCCUGUCGUCAGGCAGAGGUUGAACCCACAAAAUGCAAUAUCACAUCCCUCAGUGAUCUAGCAUCAAUGCAAUGCUACAGUGCCGAGUGGGACGGUGUUGUCAUUCGCGGCUGCCUCAACGAUCUGGAAUCCCCGAAGAAAAACAAGUGUCUAAAUACUGCCGAUGAUAGCUGUACGAUCUGCAACGAGCCCAAUUGCAACAUUCUCAAGUACAAUGGAGCCGGCACCUUGCAGCACAUGGGAUUGGGUCUACUGGGACUGAUAUUCCUGGUCAGACAUGCUUUGUAAA